AUGACUCCGGAGCAAUGGGAAGUUGGUAUGCUUUCAACGCUCUUGGAUUAUUUCCAAUCUGGAACGGAUAUCUAUUUGAUAAACUCGCCACAAUUCGAAGAGAUCACUAUAUAUCUUUCAAUAUCAUCACCAAUAACAUUUAAGAUUAUAGCUCAAAAUCUAACGUACAUCCCUGAUGGUGAAUCAGACUCUACAUCGAACUCUUCUUCCAUAAAUCAGGUCUUUAUUGACGCUAAUUCUUCAAUUGCAACUAAUAAUUCAAGACAAAUUUACAUCAAUCCAUAUGUUCAGAGUGUUAAAUUAAAUGGCCAAACAUGGGAAAAAACUUGGUUUAGGCAUAGUGAUAUUUCAAAAGGUGCAGUAAUGGAAUUGCAAAUGGGACCAAAACCAAGUAAAGUUUGGGGUGUUGUUGAUGAGGAAAUUGAAAAGAAAAAAGGCGUAGAAGAUAGAGUAGUGCCACCUAGCAUGAGUGCUACAAGAUCAAAGUAG
This is a messenger RNA of Dentiscutata erythropus, 489 nucleotides long. The record is from the annotation of a GenBank genome assembly. NCBI's taxonomy places the organism in Eukaryota, Fungi, Glomeromycota, Glomeromycetes, Diversisporales, Gigasporaceae.